Molecule: messenger RNA, 3128 nt
Organism: Drosophila busckii
Lineage: Eukaryota; Metazoa; Arthropoda; Insecta; Diptera; Drosophilidae
Gene: Rnb
Exons: 7
Coding region: 1-2931 (976 amino acids)
Biological process (GO): anatomical structure morphogenesis
Cellular component (GO): cytosol
Molecular function (GO): protein binding
Source: RefSeq, a predicted model, not a curated record
AUGUUUUGGUCGCUGGAGCAGGUUGAGGGCAUGCUAGGUGUCCUCGAAUCCUCAAAUGACAAAGCAGUUAUCUACAAAUGCCUGGUGAAGCUGCGGACCGAUUUGAUUAAAGAUAAGGAUGGCAUCGUAAUGUUUCGCACAGCAGGCGGAAUUCCAGUGGUCAGCAAACUCAUAACUAAACUCAAUGAAAAGAUAAUGGAAGUUGUUUUAAGCAUAUUGGGUAAUUGCUGUACGGAUGAGCAAGCUUGCAUUGAGGCUGUGGAGUGUAAGGUCAUAGCACCUUUGAUAACUAUACUGAAAACCAUUCCCAAUCCUUUGAUACAAUGUCGCGCCUGCCGUAUGCUCGGUAAUGUGGCCAAGAGCAAAAAGGCCUCCAGCUGUCUGAGUGUACAUUAUAGCGCUAUUGCGCCAGCUAUCUGUCAUAUCAUUGACUCUACGAGCACUGCACAAACCAGAAUAAUGGCUUUUCGCGUUUGUCGCUUUUUGCUGGUCAGCAGUCAGUUCUACAAACACUUUCUAAGCUCUAAUGGAUUUCUGCAGCUCAUGCGCAUUUUUGUGGCAGUCAUGAAAAACAACGAUGCACCCAAGGAGUCCACACAGGACGUUGAAGUCUCAGCACUGAUCGGUCUUAAGCGCAACCAGCAUCGCGAAAAGUAUUUUGAAGAAGUGGCGCGAAAUUUGGAAGGCGUUCGCAGCGAUAUCUUUGACUAUCAAAUGCUAAAGAACUCUACCAGAAAUUGUGAAUAUAUACUGCCAAAGGAAAGCGAAGCUGUUGAGCUGGCCUAUGAGAUUCUAAAAUGUCUAUUGGUUUUGUCGGCGCAGCAAAUUGGUUUUAAGGCAUGGGAGCAUCUUUCACGCAACACUUUUUUAGCUCCCGUAGUGUAUUUUGUUAAGGAGGACAGCGAUCAACGCGCUGCAGCGCUAAAAAUACUGUCCAACUUUUGCAAGGAUCCCUGCGCUUUUUACAUGCUAAGCACCGCGGAUGCCAUUGUGGCUGCGUGUGAGCUGCUCAUGGCUGUCAACAUGGCCAAACCGCUGACGGAGAGCGAGUGUAGGCAUUGUGUCAACAUUAUAUCAACACUUUCAGCCGAUGCUUGCAGUCGCUCCAAAAUUAGACGCUGUGGGGCAUUGCGUAAGCUAGUUGCUAUGAUCCGAGAAUCACACUCGCAAAGCGAACGAUCAUCGCUUUUUCAUAUACUUAACAAUUUUCAAUAUGACAAUUUGAGCAUGGAACUGUUACUAUAUGAGGGCUUGGUGCCCAUGCUGGUACGCGAGCUGAAUGACUACUUGACCAGUGAUGAAGAGCAUCACAAAAAACGACGUGAGGAGCGUAUACAGGGCGGCAAAAAGCGCAAGGCUGAGCCCAUAACAACUGAAACGCUAAGCAAAUUUUCUAAAACGCAGGAUGCGCUUGGCUCAGACUUUGAGUCGCCCAGCAGCUCGCCACGUUCAUAUCGCACGACAAGUCCUUGCAGCUCACGCAGCAUGUCACCGAUUUGCUCGAAUCUCAUAGCUCAUGACGAUGAUGAAAAUUAUUCGCCAGCCUGCAGCGAUGAUGACGAUGAUAGCAAUUGCAGCACUGGCGCCAACAAUGAGACACGUGACUGUCGUAUGGGCAGCACUCGCACGCAUUCCAACAAUGUGUUGGAUUUAUUGAACCAGAUUGAUGAAGCCAGCGAGCACAUUGACGAUGCGUUGUCUGAUAAAGAAGAUAUGGAUGAGCUAAGCUCUGAUGUGCCGCCUAAGAUGGCCCAGCUGCGUUAUCAAGCUGGAGAUACAAUUGACGUGAUUGAAAACUUAAUUUAUAGAAUAACGCUGAUGAUUAACAAGCGACCAGAGUUAGGCAAGCCAGAGACAUUGGAUGCUCUAAUACGUGCGAUUAACUUGUUUGGAGCCAACAACAAUUUUGCCAAUGCCUUAACUAAUAUAUUACUUGAAAGCCAGUUCUUUGCGCAGAUUAUUAAGCAUGGCGUGGUGCAUCAGCUUUACCAAUUAACCAAAGUAGAAGAGAUGCGUAAAGAUGGCUUUGCUUUUUUGGAAACUCUCACUAAUGUGGGCGAAUCUAAUUAUGGCAAAGAGGAGCUUGUGCGUCUCUUGCGCUGCGAUACGGAUAUUAAUGCACAACAGCGUGCAGCAAUAUCUGUAGCUUAUAUCAUCAAAAGCCAUCGCUUGCUUUAUCAGUUUCUGUACGAUGGCAAUGCCUUGACGCUACUCUUCGAUCUGCUACUGCGCAAGCGGACGGACAAUCUUUAUGCGGAUGAGGCAGCUGAUGCGGUGACAGCCAUGUCCCGCUUUACGCUGGGUAUAACGCUACCUGAGGCCGAGCCACCUACUGCCGAUGCAGUCGUUUGCUCCACACAACUAAAUGUGGCUGCCAUGCCGUUGCAUGAGCACUGCGACAUGCACUUUCUGGUGCACAGCGAUGCGAAUUCCGAGGACACGCUCAGCAUUGGCUUCAACAAGCAGCUGCUUUGCGACACCAGUGAGGUUUUUAACAAAAUGUUAAACAGCGAUUUUCGCGAACGCAAAGGCGAGAUACAGCUAAGCGCCUUUACAGCGAGUGGUCUGCGUUACUUUUUGCAUUUGAUCAGCUGCAAUGAGCGGCAUCUAAGCAUGCCCGACUAUUGCGCCCUGCUGCAGGCCUUCGAGAUGUCGCGUGUGUACAUAAUACCUGAGCUGGAGGCGCUGCUUCAUGAGCGACUUAUACAUUUGUUGGAUGCGCACAAUUGCUUGCGCUUGCUUGAGUGGGCGCUCAAGAACUAUCAUGCCGAGUUAACCGAGAUGGCUAUAAGCUAUUAUUUAUGCGCUGCUUUGCCGGCACAGGAUAAGCUUCUGCUGUUUCGCACUGCCGAGGACUCUACUUAUGCCACCGAAUGGUUCCAGCUGCUCAAUGAUGCUGUCUAUGAACGAUGUCGCAGCACAGGCUAUUAGCUAAGUUUAGUUUAUUUAUUUUAGUUUGCAUUUUAGUAACUUAUCUACUUACUACACCUGCCAACUAACUAUGUGAUUGUAGCAUAUGUGUAAUUGAAUUUGUAGUGUCCUUUUAAUGUUUGUGCCAAGUCCAAACGCUGUGUAUUAAAAACAAGCCCAGUUCCAGCUUAAUUUAAUCAAUAAAACUAUUGUACUUU